Rhodofomes roseus is the source of this 3550-nucleotide messenger RNA. RefSeq lists its product as uncharacterized. The transcript has 2 exons. Lineage: Eukaryota; Fungi; Basidiomycota; Agaricomycetes; Polyporales; Fomitopsidaceae. The record is from RefSeq and is a predicted model, not a curated record. Bases 219 to 3440 code for a protein of 1073 amino acids.
GCCUGGCUGCACGCUUACUCGUCGUCGUCGCUGUCCGAGUCGUCGUCGUCGCUGGCUGCGACGCUCUCGAGCCCGUUUUCCCGCCGCCCACCCCGCCGUCGACGGCGCUGGUCUCCUUGUCUUCAUUGCAGAUGUUCUGACCGCCGGCGACACGCCGUGAUCAUCAUCACCCUUGCCUUCUGGCGCCGCGUUCCUCGCUGCCAUCCUUGUUUUCCUCCAUGUCCCGCCCUACGUCCCCCGCUGUCCCCCGACCGCUCGUUCUCUCCACCCUCGAUGAACUGCCAAGUCCCCCUCGCUCCCGGACCUCCUCGCUACCCGCCACAGCCGACCCCUUUACUGCCCACCCGACCGGCUCUGGCUCCUUCGUCACCUACGAGCCAAACCAUCCAGGCAUGGUAGGCUCCUCGUCGCCACCUCCUGCGUCUAUGCCGCUCGCACUGCUACCAAAGCGUGCUCGCGGGAGCCUGCUCAUGGCCGCAUCUGGCCUCGCAUUUGGCCGCACGAGGGGCAAGGGCAAGAAACCGUCGACGCCUGUCCAGCCGUCCUCAUUCGUCUUCUCCGAGGUCAUUGAGAUCUCUGCCCCCCGCAAGGACGAAGACGACGAAGAGCGCGACCGUCUGCGCGACGCGGCCGCACAGUCCAUCGGACUCGACCCUGUCCUGCUCUCAGAUGAGCGCUCCCUCUCCGAAUCGGAGGUUCUAGAGGACACGCGUGCAGGCUCCUCAACGCCCACACCCGCACCGUCUGCUGAGCUCCCUAGCUUUCCGUCGACAAGAUCGGCGCUUGCCCCAUUUGUGCAGCUUCAUGCGCGAAUCGCAAAGCACUACCCCUCGCCAUCACUUCUUAAGCUCGCACUCGCACGUCAAUGGAAGUAUCGCAUGCUCGUUCUCACCACAGCGGCACAGGGCUCUGCAUGUCUGCAUGUCUUCAAGACAGGGGUAACAGAAGACCGCGAGUUGGAGCGCCUCCCUGUGGGCGUAGAUACGGUCGUGUUCGUCGCGGACGAGGACGUCGGUGGGCGACGUGGCGUAGUACGCGUCGGCCGCCCCGACGGCGCCGGAAUCGAGAUGGCGCUGCAUAUAACGGAUCCAGCGCAGGCUCACGAGUGGAUCACCGCUAUCAAGCAGGCUGUCCUCAGCCAAAGGUCUGUGCGAGCGGGCCUUGGUCUAAUGUCACACAGCCCCGGAGGGGUCGAGCCACGCGGAGAUAUGGACGUGAUGUUAAGCAUGCGCGCGCAAGGCAUGCUCUCAUCCCCUACGUCGUCCACAUUCAGCCCCGAGAUCUCAAGCGCGCCCGUUACCCAGCGCUCCCCGAGCGCGGCAGGCACGCGCUCGCCCUCGGGCGCUGUGUCCGCACUGCGCGGACUAUUUUCGAGCCCCGGCAGCCGUCCGCGGUCACCGUCGACGGCGAGCACGGGGGUGGACAGCGAGGACUCCGAGAGCCAGCACGAGGACUCGUUCGGCCGCGCGGGAACGAGCCUGCUUGGUAUGUUCAGGUCGCAGAGCGUAGCGAGCGAGCGCCCGAUAUCGCCUGUGAACUCGAUGGGUGCGGGCGGGGUGUCUGCGUCAGUGCCCUCGACUCCGCGCCAGGUGGAUGCACAACUCGCACAGCCGCACGCACAUUUGGACCGCAAGAUCCUGCAAGACAAGGAUCUGGAUCUGAUCGAGUCUAAGCCGCACAGCGGUGGUUCGGACGUGAGCGCGCUGCUGCGCGGACGAUCCCCGCUUUCGAUGGCAACCCUCCGUGCUAUACCCGCCCCCGCAACGACGCCUCCGCCGCUUCAGCCGCCACCACGACGACGCGGGUACACUAUCGGUAGCACCCCUAUGGGCGCGCGACCUAGGCCCGAGACCGUAGCGGGGAACGCAUAUACGCAUGCGAACAGAAGCACGGCGGAGAGCUUCGGGCUGCGUGCGGCAGGCAUGGGCAUGCUAUUCGCUCCGCACCCGCCGCCUGCACCGAGCUUGCGUCCGGGCAGCUCCGGAGAGGGCAAACCACGGACGUCGCUUUCGUCGGUCUCCUCAUACGCGUCAUAUGCGUCCAACGAACGACGCGCAUCGUCGGAAGCGGGCCACUCGAAUGGGCAUGCAAACGGGAACGCCAACGGCUCGGUCAAUACGAAACGGUGGUCCCGGCAGAGCAUACUACCGCACCGACUCACGCCUCCAGAGGGUGCGCUACCUGCGCCGCCGGUGCCUGCCUCUACGCACGGUUCACCCAGGUCAAUAUCGUCUCUCCCUCGACAUCCGUACGCCGCUGAGGCUUCUCCACAAAGCGUCAGCAGCGAUAGCCCUCAGAGUUUCGUCUUCAACCUUCGCGAGACCUCACGGCGAGAUACGUCCCCGCUGAGCAGCGGUAGCCCGCAGAGCUUCGUGCUGAACUUGCGCGAAUUCUCGCGGCGCGCGUCGGGCUCGUCUGCGCGGAGUACCAGCAGUGUGAGCACGUCGCAUUCGCGUGGAACAACUAGUAACGGGAGCUUCCUUGGUCAUGGCCAGGGUCACCGCCCACACUCGUCGCACCGCGCAUCGAUGCCCCCGCCCCAGCGUCCCGCGCCGCUCACAGCACUACCGCCUACCCCCGCAACCGUCGAUCCGGAUUCGCCGCCGAAGUCGCCGAACUCCGCGUCAUCGUACAAGACGACGUUCCGCGAGUCGCUUGCCCUACGCCGCCUGUCUCUGUCGCCUCCCAGCGUGCCGCCCUCGUCGAGCUUGCCGCCGCGCCCUGACGAUCCACCACCCUACCGCAGUAACGGCCACCGUCGGACUUUGAGCAGUGGCGGUCCGCUCACACCCAUUCCUGCGUCUCCCGGAACAGGCGCGUCAGAUUCAGGGGUGGCUUCUCCGUUUCCUCCGCCGAGUUCUCCCCUUCCUCCAACGCCGGAGGCGCAUUCAACCUCUUUUGCCCCAGCACAGUCUACUACACCCACGCAGUCGCAGCCGAAUCCCCAACCACCGUCCCGUGCAGCCGCCUUCAAGCAGCGCAUACGCAUGCUCAGCACCCCCUCGCAGACCCUCUCGCUCCCCCUCAACAUCCCGCCGCUGUCGCCUACCCCGUCCACCGUCAGCCCGUACUCCGUACCCAACACACCCAUCGGCGAGCCGAUUGCGUCACCUCUUCUUCAAAAUGACCCCGACUUUGUCAACUCCGCAGCGAUGCCACCGACUCCCCAACCGCCUCCCCGGAGCGCCUUCUUGCCUCAUGUCUUCGCCAACGCGGUGGACGAGCACGAGCACGGCGUCACAUCGCUGUCGCCCCCUCCGCGGCGAGGCUCGCGUAGGAUAUCGCGGUAUCCGGAUGACGAGAGCGACGAUUCCUCGGAAAAGGGUAAACAGAGGCCCUCGACGGCCGACGCCGCGGGCGACGUUGGCCAUAGACAGGGUUCCCUUUCACUCUCAUCCCGAACGUCAGCCAUUUCUUUAAUCAACUUGCACUCUACGUAGAUAUCUAUCACGAUUACCCCCUUUUGUAUGAUCUUGGUCGGUUCAGUUCGUGCUCUUUGCAGUCAUUUGCUUGCUGUUUUUUCUUCUCUGGGAUCGCGGCACACAUGUAU